AUGUGGCAAGAGCUUGCCGUAGAAGCAUUCACUUCAACAUCAGCCAAUUGCCAAAACUCACUCUUCAACGCCAAGCUCUGCAAUCUCUUCUUCUCGACAUCAAACGUCAACACCCUUCCUCGACACAAUAUCCAUCGACAAACACCAGGCGCUUCUGACUUCAACUCACAUAACACAGUCCAACACACUCACAACUCGUCAGACACUCCAUUGCGCAUGGCCAACAACGCGACCGAGUGCGCAGCUUCAGUGACUAUGAUCUCGAGUGACGACGGUGCCGCUUCCGAGCCCGCAGCUGCGCAACAGCGUGAGGUGACUUCAGAGUGCCAGCUUGGUAGCGAAUCCAAAGAGAUCGCAGCCGGAUCUUCAAAGAAGCCAGUCGCGAUUGACGCACCUCAAGACACGUCUGACGAAACCUGUUCUGGAGACGGUCCGCAAACUGCAUCUGUUGUCGGAUUGGCUGAGAAGAAUGGGAAGAAGAGAGCUGGGGAGGAGCAUGACGAGGAGAAGCAGUCCAAGAGGGCGAAGACUGGCGAGGAGAAUGGGUCUGCUCCGGGCGGUGAGAAAGCUGGAGAGACAAAGAAAGAGGAGACUUUCGAAGAUCUCAGAGCUAGAUUCAACUCUAAGCUCCGGAGGCACAAGGACAAGAUCAAUGAGCUGGAGGAGGAACUCCAUGGGGCGAGGAACAAGUUGGAGGAAGUUGAAGAGGAUCGUGACCAGUGGCGUAGUGAUUGCCUCGACAUGAGGAAGAAAGAAGAAACCCGCAUUGCCAACAAGAAGGAAAAGGGAAAAAAUGAAGAAGCCCACAGAAAAGCUGUACGAAUCGAGGACAAGAAAGCUAUCAGGGCAGAUGUUGAGAGAGACGUGGGGGAAAGGUUCGAGAAGGCUGAAAAGAAACUCAAAGGGCAGCUGAACACCAAGGCCAAGAAUUUAGGCGACGAUAUCGAACGCAAGCGGGAGAAGAUCGAAUCUCUCGCGAAUGAGCUUCGGGAGCUGAAGGCAGAUCACAGAGACGAGAUCCGCAUUCUCAAAGACAAGCUCAAAGAAGCUCAAAAGGAAGGAGGACCGAAAGCCAUGGAGAAGGUGAGGCAGAAAGACGUAGAAUUGAAGGAGAAAGACAAGGAGGUUGAAGAGUGGAAGCGUCGCGGGAUGGAAUUGAACAACUCCAUCACUCGUCUGAACUCUGAGGUCAAUGCGGCCAAGACCGGAGAGCGGCAGUCUCAGGAGGCACUCGACAACACAUUCCGUGAGAAUCAGACCCUUCAGCAAACCCUCGCCAAGUCCAAGAGAGACCUUGCGAGCUGGAAAGCAAAUGCCAUGCACGCCAACAACAACGGCGAAAUCCGCGAGAAGCAAUUGACGGCCAAGUUCAAGCAGACCGAGGAAAACUAUCGCCGGGAAGUCGACUCUCUCCAGCAGAGAGCUAAGGCUUGUGACACUUUUCAGCAGGCUAACAGGGACCUCAAUCGCCAAAACGAGCGCAACAACGAACUGCGCAUCAGCAAUGCCCAGAAACUCGAACUGCGCAUCAGCAAUGCCCAGAAACUCGCAGACACCCAAAACCAGUUGCAACUCGCUGUCAUCGAGAAGGACAGAGCCCAGGCAUCGGAGGAAACCCUGAAGGUAGAGCUGCAGAAGCUUACAGACGAGAACAAGAGCCUGCGCAAGGUCUUCGCUCGAGCCCAAAUCUCGCCUCCUGCUGCUGUCCUCACUUCGAAUCCUCCCAACUCGGUUCCCGCCAGUCCAUCCAAGGACCACAACGCUGGUCUCAGAACUCCAACGACACUGGACGACACUCGUCCCGCGGAGGAGUUUGUUGAAGCAGCACAAGACGGCAGUUCUGCUUCAAAGUCCAAUGCCGCCUGGGCUUUUCCGACCGGAAUUUGA
Pseudocercospora fijiensis CIRAD86 is the source of this 1887-nucleotide messenger RNA. RefSeq lists its product as uncharacterized. The transcript has a single exon. The coding region runs from base 1 to 1887 and encodes 628 amino acids. NCBI's taxonomy places the organism in Eukaryota, Fungi, Ascomycota, Dothideomycetes, Mycosphaerellales, Mycosphaerellaceae. The record is from RefSeq and is a predicted model, not a curated record.